Hibiscus syriacus is the source of this 1714-nucleotide messenger RNA. RefSeq lists its product as uncharacterized. Bases 163 to 1356 code for a protein of 397 amino acids. The record is from RefSeq and is a predicted model, not a curated record. The transcript is spliced from 5 exons. NCBI's taxonomy places the organism in Eukaryota, Viridiplantae, Streptophyta, Magnoliopsida, Malvales, Malvaceae.
CAAAUGUUUGCACCCAAACGGAUUCUUCCCACGGAAACCCAUUUGAAAAAUCUCGCUACCAAAUAAAAACCCAAAAAUCCACGGGUUCGCUAUCAUCCCCAAAGUUUAAACCUUUUUGAAAUCAAGAGUUUUGAUUUUGCCCAGAAUUGGCUGAAAAGGAAAAUGAAUUCGGGAGAUUUACACAAGGUUUGGGAAAUCAAAGCAUUGAAGAGGAAACCUGGAGAAGAAGAAGCCAAAAGAUUCUUAGAGAAAAUAGCCAAUCAAGUUCAACCCAUUAUGCGCAAGCAUAAAUGGAGAGUCAAGGUCCUCUCAGAAUUCUGUCCAAAUAAUCCAGCUUUGCUAGGGGUGAACGUGGGACGUGGCAUCCACGUCAAGUUAAGGCUAAGGAGACCGAACCGGGAUUGGGAUUUUUAUCCCUUUGAUCAGGUUCUUGAUACAAUGCUUCACGAGCUUUGCCAUAAUGCUCAUGGUCCUCAUAAUGCUAGUUUUUACAAGCUUUGGGAUGAACUUAGAAAGGAAUGUGAGGAGCUCGUGUCUAAAGGAAUAACUGGCACAGGGGAGGGGUUUGAUCUUCCUGGGAAGCGCUUGGGUGGGUUUUCCCGACAACCUCCACUCUCAUCUCUUCGCCAGACUGCAUUAGCUGCAGCAGAGAACAGAGCACGCUUGGGGUCUCUAUUACCUUCUGGACCUAAACGUCUUGGUGGUGACAGCACCAUUAAGGAUGCACUCAGCCCCAUACAAGCAGCUGCAAUGGCUGCAGAAAGGAGAUUACAAGAUGAUCUUUGGUGCGGUUCUCAUUGUUCUGAGAUUGCUGGAGAUGAAGAAAGCUGUGCUGAUACUUUGCAGGAUCAUUUGCAAUCGGAUCAAGGGGCUGAGAAAUUGAGUGUCAAAGAUGGUUCCAGUGGACACGCUUUUGGUGGAACCUCUAUUAAACGAGGCCACAGGCAAGAUAAACCAGAAUCCAACUUUGUGGAUUUAACUACACCUCUGGUAUCUGGAUCUGCUUUUCACCAAGGUGCCAAAUCUCCUAAACGAAUCUGUAAAUCCAAUAACCUUAUUCCUUCAAGCGCCUCGUCUUCUGUCACCACAGUGGAUGAUGAUUCUCCGGAUAAUCAAGGAGUAACUGCCAUGUGGGAAUGCAAAUCCUGCACUUUAUUGAAUCCUUCAUUAGCCCCAAUAUGUGAGCUUUGCUUUAUUGAAAAGCCCAGAGACAUUGGCACCAAGUACAAAUUUUGGUCCUGCAAGUUUUGCACCUUGGAAAACUCUGUGAAACUGGAUAAAUGCUCGGCAUGUGAUCAAUGGAGAUUUUCACAUGGCCCUCCUAUAUCGACUUCAGCUCCCAAUCGCGGCACAUGAGAAAUAACAUCACAUAAAUGCCAAGUUGCUUCAUCUUGUCCAAGUCAAUUGAUUUUUCCUGGUUAAAUAUGAGGUAUUUUCAACUGUUUUUGUGGUUGGUUAUUACACUUCUUUAUGUUUAUUGGUCAGUAUAGAGUGAUGAGGGGGGAUAUCUGGGUAAAUCACAUUUUGAGGUCAAGUGAUGCUGUUUUUCUUCCUGGUAAUCUUUACAAUAUAAAUACCAGCUCCAAUACCAGCAGCAACAGCAUCACUGAAGUUUCACGAUGACAAUAUCUUUGAUGUAAGAGUACACAGGUAACUGUCCAUUUCCAGUACACAUCGACGUGGAGAAGACGACUUGAAAGCAGUCAUUACCGUU